Pogona vitticeps (central bearded dragon) is the source of this 3027-nucleotide messenger RNA. RefSeq names its product thioredoxin interacting protein (gene TXNIP). Gene Ontology annotation, molecular function: ubiquitin protein ligase binding. The record is from RefSeq and is a predicted model, not a curated record. Gene Ontology annotation, biological process: protein transport. Gene Ontology annotation, cellular component: cytoplasm. Lineage: Eukaryota; Metazoa; Chordata; Lepidosauria; Squamata; Agamidae.
GCCACCGAGAGAGAAGGAGGUGGAUCCUGACGCUCUGGCAUUGGCUAUUACCGUUAACGCUUAACUGGUUUGGGACAGGGCUUGUCAGGAGAGCUUUCUCCAAAAAAAAAAGAAAGGAAAAUUUAGGGAUUUUUGUAUUUUUUUAAAAAAAAUCCUAAAGAGAGCUUAAAAAUCAUAAUUCGCUCAAUUGAGGUUGGCAGGAAGGAUUGUCAACCUUUGAGGGACCUCCUCGGACCUUCCAUUUUGGGGCGACCUCCUUGACCCGCUUGGCGGUGGUUUUUUUUUUGGUUCAAAGUUUACCCAGCACGCCCACCUCAGCACACCUUUCCCACGAGUCCACCAUGGUGGUGUUCAAGAAGAUCAAGACCUUGGAGUUGGUCUUCAGCGAGGAGGGCAAAAUCUACGGCAGCGGCGAGAAAGUGGCCGGCCGGGUGGUGGUGGAGGUGGCCGAGGUCACUCGCAUCACCCAGGUCAGCAUCUUGGCCCGCGGGGUGGCCAAAGUGUGGUGGAGCAAAGGCCCUCAGCAAUGCAAGCAAGAGAUGGAGUACCUGCGAUACAAUGACGUCCUCACCUUGGAUGACCACCCCGUCGAUGGAGAUGGUUCUAUGAUCCUGAGACCAGGGAACACCUAUGAAUUCAAAUUUGGAUUUGAGCUGCCUCAAGGCCCCCUUGGUACCACCUUCAAGGGCAAAUAUGGCUGCGUGGAUUACUGGGUGAAGGCGUUCUUGGAUCGCCCAUCUUUCCCAACCCAAGUGAUCAAGAAGCGCUUUGAGGUCAUGGAUCAAAUUGACGUCAACACACCAGACUUGAUGUCUCCCAUCUCUGCCAAGAAGGAGAAGAAAGUGUCAUGUAUGUUCAUUCCUGAUGGCCACGUUUCUGUCAGUGCCAGAAUUGACCGGAAAGGAUUCUGUGACGGUGAUGACAUCUGUAUCAAUGCCGACUUUGAGAACACCUGCUCCCGGAUCGUCGUGCCCAAGGCGGCCAUUGUGGCUAAGCACACGUACCUGGCCAACGGAGAGACCAAAGUCUUCACACAGAAGCUCUCCUGCGUCAGAGGCAACCACAUCAUCUCCGGCAUGUCCGAGUCAUGGCGAGGCAAAACCCUGCGGGUCAAGAAGAUCAAACCCUCCAUUCUGGGCUGCAACAUCCUCCGUGUAGAGUACUUCCUGCAGAUCUACGUCAGCGUCCCCGGGUCCAAGAAGAUCAUCCUGGAGCUUCCCUUGGUGAUUGGCAGCAAGUCCUCUGGCAUCGGCAGCCGCAGCUCUAGCAUGGCCAGCCAGACGAGUUCCGAGAUGAGCUGGGUGGACCUCAACAUCCCCGACGCUCCAGAAGCACCUCCCUGCUACCUGGACGUUGUCCCCGAGGACCACCGGCUGGAGAGCCCCACCACUCCGCUGCUGGAUGAGCUGGACAAUUCCUUUGACAGCCCGAUUUUCAUGUACGCUCCCGAGUUCAAAUUCAUGCCACCACCGACCUACACAGAGGUGGAUCCUUGCAGUGCCUUGAACAACAACGUCCAGUGAGCACGAAGCCAAAGGAGCAACAUCACACACGUUGCCUUAUCUCCAGCUUUUUUUUUUCCCCCUGGACUUUCUUAACAAUUGCACUCGGUUGAGAUUGCGCACCUGGCGGAAAAUCUCUGAUAGAAAGGAGACGGUCUCGCAGUGUCAGGGCGUCUCAUGGAAAACCCACUAGCAAGGAGCUAGUGGGAAUGGCUAUUUUGGGCCCUCUGUCUACCUGCUCGACACAGGUGGAGAGGCAGAAGCCCCCUCCCCCCCGAUGGGGCCUGGGCUUGGCUCCCUUGAGCCUUUCAGGACUUUGCAGCCACAAAUAAGAGAAGCGCGGAGGUGGCGUUUUGAACAAGGGACUGUGGCUAGAGAGAGUGUUAGCGCUCUUGCAAGAAGCGUUCUGGGGGUGUGUCCCCCCUUUUUUUAAAAGUGGAUAAGGGUUGGUGAAAAGCCAGUUGAUCAAUGGCUUGGAAGAAAAUACUACUGAGUAACAAAAUGUAAUCAUCACAAUGUGAUGGGUUGCGGGCAUCCUGGGUGAUCAAACAGUGUCUCCAGAGUUGUGACUUAGAUAACAAGCAGAAGUUGUGUGAAGUUUUGAGUAGGAAAACACAAGUGUCUCAGUAUGUUGUAUUUGUCAUCUUCCGAGUAAAGGUGUUGUGUGGUGUGUUAUUUUUUUUUGGGGGGGGUCAUUCUUAAAAGGCUGACACCUUUACUUCGGGGACAUGAAAAGAAAGCAUGAGGAAAGUCGAUAUAAAGAUACUUGUAGAGGUUAGCUUGUAGGCGGUGGGUGGGUUUUUCUCACCCGCCCUUGGAAGAGAAAGAGGUCAGGUGGAAAUAGAAGAGGAUGACCAGAUGGUAAAGGAAUAGGUGUCAAUAAACACUCCGUCCAAAGGGGGAACUUUUACCCCAAUUUUUCAGUAAGCAGUGGGCUUGUUUCUCUGUUUUGACACUGCUCAGAAGCAUAGCUUUUAAAAAUUUCUACGAAGUGUUAUAGCUGAUGUUUGAUUCCUGUAUUGUUUAUUUGUCUACUUAUAUUCUCCUAAAUCUUUAAACAAGCAAAGUUUUUUUUUAUAUAAGGGAGAAAAAAAAUCAAUGUUUAUUUAUCUUGAAUCUUUAGUGUUAUAUGGCAAAACCAGUGUUGAUUAUCUUGAAGGAUUGGGUCGGCGGUGGUCAUUGGCUGCCUUCCAUGGGGCAGGAUCUGGUGCCUUAAUUGUGUGUGGCGGGGGGGCAGUCUGCCUUCCCUUUGCUUCCUUGGUAUCCGGAGCUCAGAGAAGACCAAAUAUUUCUAAUCCGAUGGUGCCAAAAAAACCCGCUUUGUGCUUCCCCAACAAAGCGGACGCAUGCUAAAAAUAUAAAACAAAGACCCAAGACUUCCCACCGGCAUGUCGAACCAACAUGGGAAGCAUCCUGUUUCAAAGCUGCCAAUUUUCCCGCAACACACAUCCAGUCUUUUCAAAAACAACCAAUUUGAAUAAUCCCUGGUAGCUGACUUAGAAAAAUGCACUUCUUCCCCCCCCCC